AUGUUACAGACUUCCUGCGGAGGAAAAGGCCACUUACGCAGUUCGUUAGUUAUAGGUGACGUUGAUUUGCAAGCAAAGUUUGAAAUCUAUCUAUCUAUCUAUCUAUCUAUCUAUCUAUCUAUCUAUCUGUUUAGUCAACAUCUAUCUAUCUAUCUAUCUAUCUAUUCAACGUCUAUCUAUCGACUAGUCAAUAGCUAUCUAUCUAUCUAUCUAUACCUGUCUGUCUAUCUAUCUAUCUAUUAUAGUCGAUUCAUAUCUAUCUAUCUAUCUAUCUAUUAUAGUCGAUUCAUAUCUAUCUAUCUAUCUAUCUAUUAUAGUCGAUUCAUAUCUAUCUAUCUAUCUAUUAUAGUCGAUUCAUAUCUAUCUAUCUAUCUAUCUAUCUAUUACAGUCGAUUCAUAUCUAUCUAUCUAUCUCGCUGUCUGUUUAUAUAUCUAUCUAUUACAGUCGAUUCAUAUCUAUCUAUCUAUUUUUCUGAGAUUGUUCAAAUCUAUCUAUCUGUCUGUUUAUAUAUCUAUCUAUUACAGUCGAUUCCCUAUCUAUCUAUCUAUCUAUCUAUCUAUCUAUCUAUCUAUCUGUCUAUCUAUUUGGUUCCUUAUCCAGUUAUCUCAUUCAAAUGA
Molecule: messenger RNA, 618 nt
Organism: Acanthosepion pharaonis
Lineage: Eukaryota; Metazoa; Mollusca; Cephalopoda; Sepiida; Sepiidae
Source: the annotation of a GenBank genome assembly